Molecule: messenger RNA, 1997 nt
Organism: Zychaea mexicana
Lineage: Eukaryota; Fungi; Mucoromycota; Mucoromycetes; Mucorales; Lichtheimiaceae
Exons: 2
Coding region: 77-1789 (570 amino acids)
Cellular component (GO): mating projection tip
Source: RefSeq, a predicted model, not a curated record
UUUCUAUAUUUUUUCACAUCCACAACAACGUUUAUUGAUAUACCCACAUCCCCUUGACUUGAUUUUUCACGAAAGAAUGCUAAAUGUAUUUGACGAGUACGCGAUAGCAUGGCUUAACAUAGGCACGCUGAUUUUUAUCCCAUUUUUCAUCACACUCGCCCAGCUUCGGACAGUAAUCCAAUCCUCGAUAGCAUCAGCACAGCUUAAUGCUCAACAUUUCUGUCGAGAAAUUGACCACGCCGCAUCCCAAGUUGCCAAUAUCCCUCAUAUCAUGCUUGAGGAUUCAAUCAAAGCCAGCCGCGCCGUCAUUGACAGCAUCGCUCGCCAACUCAUUUUCAUGGUCCAAGCAUUAGAAGAGAUAAUUCUGUGGAUUAUCGGUGCCUACAAGUCCAUGUACAGAUGUUUGCUCGGCCUAGCUGUCAACGGAGCGAUAUCAGCAGUGACCAAAAUUGCAGGACCCGUGCAACAAGCAGCAGAAAGCAUCCUUACUGGAUUAGACAAGGGUACCAGUAUCAUCGGACACCUCAUCUCUGGCGAUAACGACGAAGACGUUGCGGACAAUAGUGUACAACUCGGAAACUGGACCAGCACUAUGCAGGAUGUCCAGAACAAAGUGCAAAAUUGGACGACAAACGGUGCAGACGAUCCGUUCGACCUCAUGAUUCGGCAGCCAUUUGAAAAAAUCAAGCAGCAAAUCCAUGACAACGUGGUGACGUGGAAACCAGACAACGUACCAACAGCAUUUACUGCGCAACAGCAGCAGUUACAGUCAAAAGAAUUCUGUGAUUUGACGGCCAUUCAAGACGGGUUGAACUCGGUGCAGCAAAAGCUGUUAACGGUGACGAAUAUUAUUAUCGUUCUUAUAGUCGUAGCUGCUCUGACUUGCAUUGUCGUGAACGUCCUCUGGGUUCGAUUUCGACACACGUACACCAGUCGACGCAUCAGAGAUCUUGCAUUCACGUUGGUAACCUUGCAGCACAAGUCGGAUGAAUUGCGAAGCGAACGCAAAAGCAUCGAACAAAAACUCGAGAGUCUGGGCCAUGCGAAUCGAAAGCCAGUAAUAGCAUCCAUCAUAACAAACGAGAAGCUCCAACGGCGACCUGUUUUAGCCUGGUGGUUCGACUAUCUGACGCAUCCUGUGGUUUUUUAUUGUUUUCUUACCGGUAUUUUGGGUCUUAUGAUGACUUUUGUGGCAAGUGCAACGAUGCAUCAGAUAUUGGAGAACAAUGGCCAGUUCAACACUCUUGUACAACACUGGGCCACAGACCAAUCGGGUAGCGCUGCCAUUCAAGCAUUGUCUCAUAUAGAGUCACAAGCCAACACGCUCAAUCAAUGGAUAGCGAGUUCGGAAGCCAGCAUCAAUGAACACACUUUUGGCGCUAUCCGAUCAAUAGCCUUGUCAGCUAAUGAUACCAUAGGGUUAGUCACUGACCAUAUUAGUGACUUUGUCAAGCUGACACUUGGCGGUACGGUAUUAGAGGAGCCUGCUAAAGAUGUACUAGACUGUCUCUUUAUGACAAAAAUUGAGCAGCUUGAAAAUGGUCUGACCUGGAUUGCUCAAAACACCUAUGUAAACCUGACACGUGUCAGUGCGCUGGAUGCAAAAAACUCGGUGGAACGAAGCUUUUAUGCUAUUUCCUCUGUAUCAGAUCUCUUGUCAGUGGUGCAAAAGCAAGUCGACUCGAAACUACAACAAGAUAUCAUGCUUUAUUCUAUAGUUUUGUCAUUAUGGGGGUUUUGUCUGUGUAUUGCUAUGGUUCUACAGUUUCAGAAAUACAUAAAAAAAUGAACAUUCUGUUGCAGAUUAAUAGUUUAAAAUCGGGUGAUAUAAAUAAGAAAGGCUUAUCCGGGUAGUGCAAACAAGGAAUUCAAAAGGGAUCAUCACACCUCCUCUCGUCCCUUGCUAUUGGCAGAAGCGGAACGGAAAUUCAUCAGGACCGACGAGAGCUGGCGGGCAACGUCGUCACUGCCAGGUGGCACACCACCCUUUUCUCUCC